Pocillopora damicornis (cauliflower coral) is the source of this 1700-nucleotide messenger RNA. RefSeq lists its product as uncharacterized. The record is from RefSeq and is a predicted model, not a curated record. NCBI's taxonomy places the organism in Eukaryota, Metazoa, Cnidaria, Anthozoa, Scleractinia, Pocilloporidae.
UGAACGUCCCGCUUUUGGUCUUUCAGAUCAUAGCUCAGUUGAAGUACAGCCAAAGCAAAGGGUUAAAACAUCGCAAACAAUACAAACUGUUAUUUCAAGGGAAUUACGACCAAGUAAUCGUGUUGCAAUGCAAACGUAUUUAUAUGAAGUCGAUGUUACUGCGGCGAUGAUCAGAGCUAUGACCACUUGCAAAGGAAAGGUGUCGAUGUUACAAACGAUCAUCAAAACUGGCCUUGAUUCUAUCUUACCCGCCGAUGAAGCCCAAAAUUUUCCACCGAACAGAACCACCAUGGAUAAAUUCAACCGUUAAGACCUUGAUUCGAAAGCGACAAGUGGCCUUAAACCGAGGAGACUGAGCGGAGUUUAACCAUCUGAGAAAUCUUGUUAACCGAGAACGUAAAAGAUGUCGUACGAAGUAUUACGAGUGUAAAGUGCAACAUCUAAAGGGAUGUUCCCCAGCUAAGUAGUGGGGCGAAAUCAAGAAACUUAGUGGAAUGGAGGGGUCACGUGAUAAUGUCCUAAAGUCCGUUCAUCACUUAGAAGGUGCUCGUGGUCUAUCAGCAGCUGACCUUGCAAGCCACAUCAACACCGCUUUCUUGGCCCCAAUGGAGGUUUUUGAACCGCUUACCCACAAUCUAUUUAGGGGAGACAAUUUUGUGUCUUCGAGCAGAACUAUGAAUGAUGAUUUCUCACCAAUAUCAGCGUUUUCUAUCCUUAGAAAGUUAUGCUCUAUUAAUCCAGCUAAGGCACAAGGACCGGACGGUAUCCCCGGAUGGCUCUUAAAGGAGAAUGCGGAUCUUUUGGCGCCAUCCAUCAUGGAUAUCAUGAAUGCCUCCCUUCGUGAAGGCCGUUUGCCCUUAUCUUGGAAAGAGGCAGAUAUCGUCCCUGUCCCCAAGCAAAGACCUAUCCAAGACAUCAAUAAGCACCUUCGCCCUAUCUCCCUUACGCCCAUCCUUUCCAAGAUUGCAGAAGAUUACAUUGUUCAUGAAUUUGUGAUACCUGCCGUGUUAAAGAAAAUCGACAAAAGACAAUAUAGGACAAUACCUAAAUCAUGCACUACGCACGCACUUGUUAGCAUGAUCCAUAACUGGCACGUCAGCUCCGAUGGGAAUUCGGCCGUGAUUAGGGUGGUUCUAUUUGAUUUCCGUAAAGCGUUCGAUCUUAUUGAUCUCAACAUCUUAGUGGGUAAACUCUUAGAUUACGAUAUUCCGAACCACAUAUUAUGCUGGAUUGUUGACUUUUUAUCGGAUAGAAGACAGAGAGUUAAACUGGCCGAGGAUUGCUUCUCCGAAUGGCGUUACAUUCGUUACAAAUAUGUUGAUGAUACCACAAUUUCAGAGGUUAAAGGCCAAGAGAACUGUAUUCAGCAAAUGGUAGACGAUCUCGCAAUACAAGCAAGGGAAGAUGGUUUUCAGUUAAACGAAAGGAAAUGUAAAGAGCUUAGGAUUAGCUUCGCAAAAAACGAACCAGAAUUUGAUCCUAUCUGGGUUAACCGUCAGACCCUUGAGACCGUGAAAAGUAUAAAAUUAUUAGGACUCAAUAAAAGUAGUGAUUUAAAAUGGAAUGCCCAUGUGUUAGAGCUAGUUAGGAAGGUUUCUACAAGGCUAUAUUUUCUAAGACAGUUGAAGAGAUCGCAUGUCGCCACAAAAGAGCUUCUUAUAUUUUACAUUACAUGCAUUCGGUUAUUCCAAGUUAUUUAA